GGGCAGCAGCAGCAGGUGCGCGGAAACCGUGGCCUCGCUGUACCAGCGAGAAGUCGCCCCUGGCAGGGCUGUGUUUCAUUGCCGCUCGCGGCAGGGCAGUCCCUGUGUUCCCAGCCUGGCACCGGGGGCCCGGCUGGCGGCGGGAGCGCCGUUCGGGGCGGCGGGGGCGCUCUCGGUGCGCGGCGCGGGUGCGCGGUGCCUGCGGCCGGAGCGGCGAUGGGCUCCCACCUGCGGGCCGCCGCGCUCUGCGGCGCGGCGCUGGCGCUGGCGGGCGGCACGCUGGUAGCGCUCCGGGCCUGGGCUCGCCUGCGGAAGGCCCCGAUCGCGCUGCCCGCCUGCUCUACGGCCGCCGCUGCCGCUGCCGCCGCCGAUCAGGAUAAAGGACAUGGUAAGCAGAUCUUGGUGCUGGGCCUGGAUGGGGCUGGGAAGACCAGCGUUCUCUACUCCCUGGCAACUAACCGGGUCAAGCACAGCGUGGCUCCCACCGAGGGCUUCAAUGCCAUCUGCAUCAACACCGAAGAGUCCCAGAUGGAAUUUCUGGAGAUCGGGGGCAGUGAAUCUCUGCGUUCAUACUGGAAGAUGUACUUGCCCAAAGUGCUGUUGCUGGUCUAUGUAGUGGACUCGGCUGAUCAUGCCCGACUGCCUGAGGCAAAACAGCUGCUUCAUCAACUAAUCCAGAACAACUCCACCCUGCCUGUGGUAGUUCUGGCCAACAAGCAGGACCUCGAAGGUGCAUAUUGCAUCACUGAUAUUCACGAUGCUCUGGCGCUGUCUGAUAUUGGGGACAAGAGGAAGAUGUUCUUGAUUGGUACCCAUGUGGCAGAAGAUGGCUCUGAAAUCUCUUCCAGCAUGAAGGAUGCCAAGGAACUGAUAGGGCAGCUGGUUAUGGAAACACAGUGACAGCUCUUCCCUUACAACAUGGUGUUUGCAGCUGAGGGAGAGCAGGUGCUAGUGUAGGGUCAAUUUCCUGUGUGGCAGCUGAAAUGUAUAGAUAUGCUUUCCUGGUGGGUGUGGAAUUCCUCUGAAAGUGAUAUCUAGUUGGUAAGAAAAUCUUAAUUUAUAGUGGUUUGAAAAUACAUUUGAGAAGUAGUCUAUUUUUAGCACAUUUGUAGUCUGCCUCUCAGGCAGCAGAUUUAGGGGAAAACAUAGCUUAGAUGGGCUAGAUAGCUUCAUGUCAAAGAAGCAUGGUGAGAAUCAAGCACUGACUUCCAUGGAAGAAAGUUGCAUCCAGUGAAUUUUUCAUGGCUUGAUGUCUCAGGUUAAAGUGAAAUUUGUUUACUUUAGAGAUUUUACAGAACCCUUUUAACAGUGGUGUUCUGUUAAAAAUGAGACCUCACUUCUUGACAGUAUCAGAAAUUUAAAGUGCUGCAGCUAGUAUUUUUGACAGUGACAAUUGUUUCAGUGUUGGACCCAGUUGUUAUGGGAGUGGCAAAUGGGUAAUCUCUGGAAAUUGAUUUGGUUACUACUUCUUUAGUGGGCAAGAAUAAAGAAAUGAAAGCAGUAAUAUAUUAAGUGUUUCUUUGCCUACAGGCAGAAAACCAAAAUGGUGUAAUUUGAGGUAGUGACUGGAUGCUUUUAAGUUAAAUUGGCACCAAAGGUGGGACACUCGUCCAUCAGGUUGAGCAGCUUAUUUAAGCUUAGUCCGAGGUGUCCUCAAGCAAACCUGUUGAAAACCCUGUUAUUUCUUGACAGUGGUUUCUGUUAGCACAGCGAGUGAGGAAGGAGAUGAGCUGCUGAGGAGUGUCACUCUCCUAGUGUCCUCCUAGUUACACUCAAAGGCCAUGACCCAGGAACAGUCCUGUAAAGGACCCGUUGUGGACCCGCAUCUGUUGUACGAUACGACACUUUUCUAGUUUUGUGUUUUGUAACAGAUGCAUAAAGCAGAAAAUUCC
Molecule: messenger RNA, 1892 nt
Organism: Prinia subflava (tawny-flanked prinia)
Lineage: Eukaryota; Metazoa; Chordata; Aves; Passeriformes; Cisticolidae
Product: ADP-ribosylation factor-like protein 9
Exons: 4
Coding region: 217-900 (227 amino acids)
Molecular function (GO): GTPase activity; GTP binding
Source: RefSeq, a predicted model, not a curated record